This is a messenger RNA of Echinococcus granulosus, 828 nucleotides long. RefSeq lists its product as hypothetical. The transcript is spliced from 6 exons. Lineage: Eukaryota; Metazoa; Platyhelminthes; Cestoda; Cyclophyllidea; Taeniidae. The coding region runs from base 1 to 828 and encodes 275 amino acids. The record is from RefSeq and is a predicted model, not a curated record.
AUGGCAAAAUAUAAAACAGUGAUAAGAACUGAUGAACAAAAAAAGACAGACAGAAAUAAAGACAAAUAUUACAGAGCCAGAGGAUGGCUAGCUGACUGGUGGACAUGCUCGCAUUUUCAUAAAUCUAACAAUUAUCCAUUCGACUCCAAGCAUUCUUAUUUACAAUACAUUUUAAACAAAACCCAAUGUAACAAAGUUGUUCCAUGUGAGAAUGAAGUAUCAAUAAUUCCAAUCCCAACACUACUGCCACAUUGGAUAGGGUCAGAACCUAAUUUAAGAGAAGUAAAACGAACUCCAAUUCGACUUCCAAUAAAUCAAAAGUCUGGAAAAAAAAGGGGGAAUCCCACGUACCACAAACACCAGCAGCAAAUACGUGCAAAGCAAUCAAGAACCGCCGCGAACAAAUCAGGUGCGCACAUGCAAACCCAUGUCAGCCGCUCCCAGGCAAAAUGCGCUAUUUAUUACAAAUUCAAACAAAAAAUCGUCAAACUGAAGAAAGGAUUUUCAUGUAAAAUGUUGUAUAUAGUGCAAUCACUGGAAGUGAAGGAAGAGAUGAAGCGAGGUCGAUUGAAAAAGGCGAGAUUGGACGUCUUUCCCUUUAAAUUUAUUGGAAAAGCCGCUAACGCUUUAAAGAUUUGUUCUCCUCUUUCAUCCCUUCUCAUUGGCUACCACGGAGCAGAGAAAAUAAUUGCAAUGGGCGAGGCAGGACGUAUAGUUUGUCUGGCUACAGAGGAGAUAGCAGCUUUAAGAGAGGUCGAAAAGGAUGGAGGGACGUCCGCUUUUAAAGCUGAUGCGUCUUCAUUGUGGUUAAUUGCUUUUAUAAAAUAA